Molecule: messenger RNA, 5686 nt
Organism: Amphiprion ocellaris (clown anemonefish)
Lineage: Eukaryota; Metazoa; Chordata; Actinopteri; Pomacentridae
Gene: fmnl2a
Product: formin-like 2a
Exons: 28
Coding region: 531-3794 (1087 amino acids)
Biological process (GO): cortical actin cytoskeleton organization; cell migration; regulation of cell shape
Cellular component (GO): cytosol
Molecular function (GO): actin filament binding; small GTPase binding
Source: RefSeq, a predicted model, not a curated record
UGUGGGGAGGGAUGAGAGUGUGUGCGGACCCCCUCCUCUUCCUCCUCCUCCUCCUCCUCCUCAGCUCAACUCAGCAGUGCGGGGAUUAGGAGAAGCAGCUCCGCUCAGUCACCGCCGACAGACGGAGGGAUUGCAAUAAGCGUGAAUCAUGCUCGUCGUCAUUACUACCGGCUGGGAGUGGAGCCGAAAUUGUGCAAGAUACGGAUAACAGCUUUGGAGAGCUCCGUGCGCGCCGAGUCUCGCUUCCAGGUUUCUCAAUAUUUGCGCCGUGAAAAUGUCUCACCGGGAGACCCGCUGCUGCCGCCGCCGAAGCUGCUGCUCGGACCUUCUUCACCUCACAUGUGUUUCAUCUUGAAGAAGAAGAAGAAGAAGUGACCUGGACAAACCUGUGAGGAGUCUGCGAGAGGAGACAACCAAAUAAAAGAGGAUAUUUUCUCCUUUUUUUUUCUCGCCGUGCGGAGAUUUUUUUUUCCUCAAGUGGACGAAGAAAGGAGUGAGGGGGGAGUAAGGGGAAAAAGUUGAGAGGAAACAUGGGGAACGCAGGGAGCAUGGACCAGCACACUGAUUUCAGGGGACACAACAUGCCUCUGAAACUGCCCAUGCCGGACCCAGGUGAACUGGAGGAGAGAUUUGCAAUCGUUCUGAACUCGAUGAAUCUUCCUCCAGACAAAGCGCGGCUGUUGCGGCAGUAUGACAAUGAGAAGAAAUGGGAACUAAUCUGCGAUCAGGAACGAUUCCAAGUGAAAAACCCGCCUCACACGUACCUCCAAAAGCUGAGGAGUUAUCUAGACCCAGCAGUCACUAGAAAGAAAUUCAGACGGAGGGUACAGGAGUCCACCCAAGUCCUGAGAGAACUGGAAAUUUCGUUACGGACCAAUCAUAUAGGGUGGGUGAGGGAAUUCCUAAAUGAAGACAACAAGGGCUUGGACGUGCUGGUGGAGUAUCUGUCUUUUGCACAGUAUGCCGUCACUUUUGAUGGCGAAAGCGUGGAGAACAACCCAGAGGCUGCGAUGGAUAAGUCUAAGCCGUGGAGCCGCUCUAUAGAAGACCUGCAUGGAGGAAGCACCCUGCCGUCUCCCAUCACUGGGAACGGUAUCACCCGAGUUGGGCGACAUUCCACGUUACGUUGCAACACACUGCCGAGCCGGAGAACGCUUAAAAACUCCAGACUAAUCUGCAAGAAAGACGACGUCCACGUCUGCAUCAUGUGCCUGCGCGCUAUCAUGAACUACCAGUAUGGCUUCAACAUGGUCAUGUCACACCCACAUGCUGUGAAUGAAAUUGCACUAAGCCUCAACAAUAAGAACCCCAGAACUAAAGCUCUGGUUUUGGAGCUCCUGGCGGCAGUUUGUCUCGUGAGAGGAGGCCACGAAAUCAUUCUCUCUGCGUUCGACAACUUUAAGGAGGUAUGUAUGGAGGACCAGCGGUUUGAGAGGCUAAUGGAGUAUUUCAAGAACGAGGACAACAACAUUGACUUCAUGGUGGCGUGUAUGCAGUUCAUCAACAUCGUGGUGCAUUCAGUGGAGGACAUGAACUUCAGAGUUCAUCUACAGUACGACUUCACCAAGCUGUGUUUGGACGACUACUUAGAUAAACUAAAACACACAGAGAGUGACAAGCUGCAGGUCCAGAUCCAGGCUUACCUGGAUAACGUGUUUGAUGUGGGAGCUUUACUGGAGGACGCCGAGACCAAAAAUGCUGCCCUGGAGCGGGUGGAGGAGCUGGAGGAGAACAUGUCACAUAUGACAGAAAAGCUGCAGGACAUGGAGAAUGAGGCCAUGUCCAAGAUUGUGGAGCUGGAGAAGCAACUGAUGCAAAGGAACAAGGACCUGGAGUCCAUCAGGGAAGUCUACAAAGACACCAGCUCGCAGGUGCUCUCGCUUCGGCAGAUGCUGAAGGAGAAGGACGAGGCCAUCCAGCGACAGAGCAACCUGGAGAAGAAGAUCCACGAGCUGGAGAAGCAGGGGACCAUCAAGAUCCACAAAAAGGGCGACGGAGACAUCUCAAUCCUACCGUCUCCGCCCUCUGGGGUGGAGGGUGCACCGGGUGCUUUAACUGGAAACAUCACAGUUGUCGGUCCAAACCAUGUAGGAGGUGGAGCAGGUACAGCAGCUCCACCUCCACCACCUCCACCUCCUCCGCUGCCAGUGAACGGCACAUUGCCAAAUGGACCAUCAUCAGUAAUUCCAGCAGCAGCUCCACCACCUCCGCCGCCACCUCCUCCACCUCCCCCUCCACCCCCAGGACUCCCCUCAGAGAUAUCAGCCCCUCUGCCUCCUCCGCCUCCACCUGUAGCGCCCCCGCUGCCGGGCUGUGGGACGGCCACUGUCAUCAUGAACUCUGGGUUAGCAGAGGGACCCAUCAAACUUUUCUCUGUUAAGAUCAAGAAACCCAUCAAGACAAAGUUCCGUAUGCCCGUCUUCAACUGGGUGGCCCUGAAACCAAACCAGAUCAAUGGGACUGUCUUCAAUGAGAUUGAUGAUGAGCGGAUACUCGAGGACUUGAAUGUCGACGAGUUUGAAGAGAUGUUUAAGACGAAAGCUCAGGGCCCAUCGAUCGACUUCACCAUGAGCAAGCAGAAGGUCAUCCAGAAGAUGCCCAACAAGGUGGCGCUGCUGGACUCAAACAGGGCAAAGAACUUGGCCAUCACACUGAGGAAAGUGGGGAAGACAUCGGAAGAGAUCUGCAAGGCCAUUCAGCUGUUCGACCUACGGACUCUGCCGGUGGACUUUGUGGAGUGUCUAAUGCGCUUCCAGCCCACAGACAAUGAGAUUAAAGUCCUGCGGCAGUUCGAGAAGGAGCGCAAGCCUCUCGAAAGCUUGACGGAUGAGGACCGCUUCAUGAUGCAGUUCAGCAAGAUCGAGCGGCUCAUGCAGAAGAUGACCAUCAUGGCCUUCAUCGGCAACUUCACAGAAAGCGUGCAGAUGCUCACGCCGCAACUACACGCAGUGAUUGCAGCAUCUGUAUCCAUCAAGUCAUCACAGAAACUGAAGAAGAUUCUAGAGAUUAUCUUAGCACUUGGAAACUACAUGAACAGCAGCAAAAGGGGAGCAGUGUACGGAUUCAAGCUGCAAAGUUUAGACUUGCUGCUUGAUACCAAGUCGACGGACCGUAAAAUAACAUUGUUACACUACAUAGCCAACGUAGUAAAAGAGAAAUACACACAGGUUUCUCUCUUCUACAACGAGCUGCACUAUGUGGAGAAAGCUGCAGCAGUGUCGCUGGAGAAUGUCCUGCUGGAUGUCAAGGAGCUGCAGAGAGGCAUGGAGCUGACCAAAAGAGAGUACAGCAUGCAUGGCCACAACACCAUGCUCAAAGACUUCAUCACGCACAACGAGAGCAAGCUGAAGAAGCUGCAGGACGAUGCCAAGAUUGCACAGGAUGCCUUUGACGAGGCAGUGAAGUUCUUCGGGGAGAACUCCAAAACCACACCGCCAUCUGUCUUUUUCCCUGUGUUCGUACGAUUUGUUAAGGCCUACAGGCAAGCGGAAGACGACAACGAGCAGAGGAAGAGGCAGGAGCAGAUAUUGAUGGAGAAACUCCUAGAGCAAGAGAUGAUGAUGGAGGAGGACCAGAAGUCUCCGUCCCAUAAGAACAAGCGGCAGCAGCAAGAGCUGAUCCAGGAGCUCAGGAGGAAGCAGGUGAAAGACAGCCGGCAUGUCUACGAAGGCAAAGACGGAGCGAUCGAGGACAUCAUCACGGUGCUGAAGACCGUGCCCUUUACCGCCCGCACGGCCAAGCGUGGCUCUCGGUUCUUCUGCGAGCCCGCUCUCAAUGAGGAGUACCAUUACUAAGCUUAUAGAACUCUGUCUCUUCUCAAAGAUUUGAGGAAUCAGCCUUACAGGCGGGCGGAUGCCGUGCGGAGGAGUGUCAGGAGACGCUUUGAUGAUCAGAACCUGCGGCCGGUGAACAAUGGCGAAGUGGUCAUGUGACGAGGGAGAAGUGCAUGUGCAAGGGGGGGGGAGGGACGGGGAGAAGGUGGCGAGGAUGUCAAGAAAGGGAUCGGUAGAAAGUAACACAGAGUGAAGGAUGAUGAGUAUGUAUAUAUCUUACAUAAGAAUACACGAUAUUCUAUGUCUGUGCUAUAGUAGCAGCGUUUCACUAUGAAGGACUGGAACAUGUAUGGACUGAAUCUGAAGUGUCUGAAAGGUUGAUUGAGAAACCUUAGACAAGCUAAGUGCCUGAAACUUAUUCGUGUGGUCUCACGUCACGCCGUCUUCUGUUUGUCUGAUGACUUUUUUUUUUUUUUUUUUUAAUAAUCCCAACUUCAAGCAAUACAACUUGACCUGGCUUUAAUGUUAAGAUGUGUAAAAAAAAAAACUGGACAUGCAGUGGCCUUGAGAGCCACGUGAAAAGAUGUUACCUUGGAAACAUAAUGUAGAAUGUAUGGGACGCAUUCCCUUUAGCUGUUACAAAUAUUCCAUCUUGUAGCGAUGAGUUUGACACUCUAAUAUUUCUGUACAUUCCGGUGCUCUUGUCCAUUCCUCUUAAACACAAACAUGCUCAACAUGAACAUCUCAUGAGGCUUCUCAACUAAAAGGGCUGAUGUGACAUGAAGAAAGUGAUGGGAUGGUAAUGAGAAUUCUAUUUGUGCUACAGAAAGUAUGAGGUAUUUAAAGAAGGAAUGAAAAAGACAUCAGAAACUGCAGACCGGUCUAAUGUGAAUUUUACAUAUAGCAGGCAUCUCCAUGUGUUACUUGACGAAGUCUGCUAACAUAAAACUCUACUCUCCAUUUGCAACAGUGCAUUUUUGUAGCAGCACAGCAAUUUCUCUGGUUUUUGGGAACAAAGUUGGCUGAAAAAACAAGCCUGUAAAGCAACAUAAAUACAUUCUCUAUCAAAUGUAGAAACUGCACGAUCUCUAAAAACCCCUACUGGAUGAUCUCAUUGUCAAAACUGGACACAACUUGUAUUUCUGUGAACGUUUUACAGGUUAAUAAUCUUCCAGGCUACUGUGUCUACUCACUUUACUGUAAUUUUAAUGUAUAGUAUUUAACCACUGAGAAGAUUCAUUUAAGCUCAUCUAAUGUGUCAUUAAAAACAUGACAAAAUAAAAGUAAACAACAAAAAAAGUUUUCCUAAAUGUACAGAUAUUUUGCUACAAACCAUGUUUUGUUUUUUACUUAAUUCACAUUACCAGAUGGUUAAUAUUGUACAUAUUGUUUAAACAAAAGUUUUCAUUGCCUUGUGCUAUACAACUUGAAUGUUAUUUUAACUUAUAGUUUUUGUUUCCAUUUGUGUAUAUUUAAUUAAGCCAAAUGCAGCGAGAAAUCCACAGUAGUGCUUAAUCAUAACGUUCCACCGUCGUGCAGAAAGCAGCGGGUUGCUCAGUUUGCUUUGUGGGAGCGUCACAGGUGCAGCAAAGCCAGGAAAAUGGCCACACUAACUGUUAAAACUAGUUUCUAUUAGUUGACCUGUAAUGACCUGCUUCUGUGGCUUAGUGAUCCACCCUCCUGUAAAUGUCUCCACUGAAGCCUGUGAUGCCAUUCAGCUCUAUUUUUCUCAACUUCACUGUCUGUAAUAGCAGCAUUUCUCUAACUGGAUAAUACUGGCAUGUUUUUUUUUUUUUUUUUUAAACUUUCACCAGAAAUGUAUUUUAGGCAGUUUGUGCUUAUUACAAAAUAACAAGCUUUUUUAAAUUAGGUGAUAUGAGAUUUUCAAUGAUCAAAUAAACUAUUUACAAUGA